CAGCGAGUGAAGACGUCAGCGGAGUGGAGACGAUGACGACGAUGAGGAGGAUCCUUCGUCACUUCAACACGAUGUGAAGCGACGGGUGACCAGAACCAGAGGAGGAAACAAGACGACGCUCAGACAAAGUCAACCGAGAACCAUCCGUCCUGGACCGACGGCUCGCCGAUACCAGACCAUGGAAACAAGAUGGUGGAAACAAGAUGGUGGAAACAAGAUGGUGGAAACAAGAUGGCCACAGAAGAGACCAGAGAAGAGAAGAGACCAGAGAAGAGAAGAGAAGAGAAGAGACGAGAAGAGAAGAGACGAGAAGAGAAGAGAAGAGAAGAGAAGAGACGAGAAGAGACCAGAGAAGAGACGAGAAGAGACGAGAAGAGAAGAGAAGAGACGAGAAGAGACGAGAAGAGAAGAGAAGAGAAGAGAAGAGAAGAGACGAGAAGAGAAGAGACGAGAAGAGAAGAGAAGAGAAGAGACGAGAAGAGACGAGAAGAGAAGAGACGAGAAGAGACGAGAAGAGAAGAGAAGAGAAGAGACGAGAAGAGACCAGAGAAGAGACCAGAGAAGAGACGAGAAGAGAAGAGAAGAGACGAGAAGAGACCAGAGAAGAGACCAGAGAAGAGACGAGAAGAGAAGAGAAGAGACGAGAAGAGAAGAGAAGAGAAGAGACGAGAAGAGAAGAGACGAGAAGAGACGAGAAGAGACGAGAAGAGAAGAGACGAGAAGAGACGAGAAGAGAAGAGACGAGAAGAGACCAGAGAAGAGAAGAGACGAGAAGAGACGAGAAGAGACGAGAAGAGAAGAGAAGAGAAGAGAAGAGACGAGACGAGAAGAGAAGAGACGAGAAGAGACGAGAAGAGAAGAGAAGAGAAGAGAAGAGAAGAGACGAGAAGAGAAGAGACGAGAAGAGACCAGAGAAGAGACGAGAAGAGAAGAGAAGAGACGAGAAGAGAAGAGAAGAGAAGAGAAGAGAAGAGACGAGAAGAGAAGAGACGAGAAGAGAAGAGACGAGAAGAGACGAGAAGAGACGAGAAGAGAAGAGACGAGAAGAGACGAGAAGAGAAGAGACGAGAAGAGACCAGAGAAGAGAAGAGACGAGAAGAGACGAGAAGAGACGAGAAGAGAAGAGACGAGAAGAGACGAGAAGAGAAGAGACGAGAAGAGACGAGAAGAGAAGAGACGAGAAGAGACCAGAGAAGAGAAGAGAAGAGAAGAGACGAGAAGAGAAGAGACGAGAAGAGACCAGAGAAGAGAAGAGACGAGAAGAGACGAGAAGAGACGAGAAGAGAAGAGAAGAGAAGAGACGAGAAGAGAAGAGACGAGAAGAGACCAGAGAAGAGACGAGAAGAGAAGAGAAGAGACGAGAAGAGAAGAGAAGAGAAGAGAAGAGACGAGAAGAGAAGAGACGAGAAGAGACGAGAAGAGACGAGAAGAGAAGAGACGAGAAGAGACGAGAAGAGAAGAGACGAGAAGAGAAGAGAAGAGAAGAGAAGAGACGAGAAGAGAAGAGAAGAGACCAGAGAAGAGACGAGAAGAGAAGAGAAGAGAAGAGAAGAGAAGAGAAGAGAAGAGAAGAGAAGAGACGAGAAGAGAAGAGACGAGAAGAGAAGAGAAGAGAAGAGAAGAGACGAGAAGAGACCAGAGAAGAGAAGAGAAGAGACCAGAGAAGAGAAGAGAAGAGAAGAGAAGAGAAGAGAAGAGAAGAGAAGAGACGAGAAGAGAAGAGAAGAGAAGAGAAGAGAAGAGACGAGAAGAGAAGAGACGAGAAGAGAAGAGAAGAGAAGAGAAGAGAA
This is a messenger RNA of Scophthalmus maximus (turbot), 1790 nucleotides long. RefSeq names its product trichohyalin-like. Lineage: Eukaryota; Metazoa; Chordata; Actinopteri; Pleuronectiformes; Scophthalmidae. The record is from RefSeq and is a predicted model, not a curated record. The annotation marks the transcript as partial. The transcript has 2 exons.